CAAAAUUAUAAUUAAACCUAAAAAAAAUAAAAAAAUAAAAGAGAACUAGACAAAAUAAAAGAUAAAAAUAUUGUUGGAAAAAAUGGCGAAGAAAGUAGAGAGAUGAUGGAUAGUGGAAAUGGAAACCGUGGUGGUGGAUCUUCUUUUUCUGAAUCACGGCGCCACAAAUUCCCUUUCAACGCUGCUGCUACCCAUCAAUCCAAAGUUUCUACUUUUUCUCAAAGGGUCACUCCUCCUCCUACAACUGGUAUCAAUAGUAAUGCAUCUACCUCUCAUUCCAAAGAUGAUCAUGAUCCACAAGGAUCUUCCAAUUUUGGGGUUUUACUUGGAACUUGUUCUUAUAUGUGCCCAGAAAGAGAGAGGAUCCAGCGUGAAAAACUUCGAGAUUUGGCAGUUUUUGAGAGGCUAAAUGGUAAUCCUGCAAAAUCAUCCCAAGAUCUUGCCGUCAAGAAGUUUUGCAGAACUAUAUCCAUCAAAGAUGUUCAAGCAUCUGAUAUGCGGCCUCUUAAUGUAUUAGAAGAUACUUUAAAUUACCUUUUGGGCUUCGUGGAUUCCAAGGAGCAUCCAUUCGAAGUAGUUCAUGACUUCAUCUUUGAUAGGACAAGGUCUAUACGUCAAGAUCUUACUAUGCAAAAUAUUGUAAACAAGAAAGCAAUCUACAUGUAUGAAGGAAUGGUGAAAUUUCAUGUUAUAUCACAUCACAAGCUCUGGUGUUCUAUGGGUGAUCCAAACAUUGCAUCAAUGCAUUAUCUCAACAUGGAGCAACUCACAAAGACAUUGUCUUCUUUAUUCAAUCUGUAUGAAGCAAAUCGAAAUUCAAAUGAUGUACAUGAGAAUGAAGCUGAGUUUCAUUCAUUAUAUGUGCUUCUAAAUCUUGGUUCUCACAGCAAACCAAUGGGAGAACCACUUUCUUUAUGGUUUAGUCAUGUAUCAACUCCAAUAUUGAAGUCAAAAGAAAUGUGUUUUGCUAGGAGAAUCGUACGUUCGUUUCGACUGGGUAAUUAUAUAAAUUUCUUUCGAACUGUAGCAGCUGAUGCAUCAUAUCUGCAGUACUGCAUUAUGGAGCCUUAUAUCAAUGAAGUUCGUUCACUGGCUUUAUCUUACAUAAAUUUUGGUGGCUACAAACUUCAUCCGUAUCCUCUGUUCAACCUCUCAAAACACUUGAUGAUAGAGGAAACAGAUUUGGAAUCCCUUUGCCAUUCUUGCGGUCUUGAGACAUAUACCGAUGAAUUCGGAAAUAAGUUACUUCACACAAAGCAAACUAGCUUCAUUCACCCCAAAGGCGGGUUCAAGAAAUAUAGUUUUUUGGGUUUGCAAGAUUAUGACAGAUAGUUUUAGGGACGAUACUUUCCUCAUCCCCAACAUCAGUCGAUGUAUGCAUCCCGAGCAAUACUAUGAGAUUGGAACAAGCAAGAUCAAUGGAUUGUUGCAACUAAUUUCAUCACUUUUCCUAAGUAUGGAAUCUCUAUGUGAUGCUAUAAGGAAACAUGGGAACAUAUUGUGUACUAUAAGCUGAUCUUGUUGCACAUUUGUACUUGUAAAUGUACAUUUGAGUUUGUACUUAGAAUGUUACUAAUGUAUUAGGUGUUUUAUUCUAUUUGUAAACAUGAAUAAUAUUGUAAGGUUUGUUGUAGACACUUAUAAAUGAAAUUUUUCAUUAUUAGACCAAAA
Molecule: messenger RNA, 1671 nt
Organism: Trifolium pratense (red clover)
Lineage: Eukaryota; Viridiplantae; Streptophyta; Magnoliopsida; Fabales; Fabaceae
Product: SAC3 family protein C
Exons: 8
Coding region: 103-1332 (409 amino acids)
Biological process (GO): mRNA export from nucleus
Cellular component (GO): transcription export complex 2; cytoplasm; nucleus
Source: RefSeq, a predicted model, not a curated record